UUCGAAUUCGAAUUUAAUUUCAUGUUCGUUCCGGUUCUGGAUACUAGUGAGUACAUUUUUCGCAGAUGAACAGGUCCGAAGAGUGUACUAUAAUAUUAUAACAUAAUACAUUGUUGUCAGGCGGUGACCCGGUGCACACCGAACCAUUUGGUCUUCAGGCUCAGACAACGCGCAACGUCAUCCGUGUGUACACAUAAGCACGUCGUUAUAUGGGUGAUACGAUGACGGUGACCCACGGCCGCGACGUGACGGUAACACUGAAGGAAAUGCUCUUUCGGACGAUGGUUUUGUUCGUGAUCACUGUAGACGUAUGUUGGGGAUCCGAUCCACCAAAAUCGUACGGGCCAACUCCGUCAAACGACAACUACCAAAAUAAUUAUGAACCCGAGUUUCAAAGGCCGUUAGCUGUAUUCACGGAAAGACCCGUGAAUGUGGCUAACUUUGUACUGAUUCCAGUUGUGCAAGUGCCGUCCUCAGAUCUAAGGAUGAUUUAUCGGCCACAAAUCGACAGUGUUUCAAAAACCGAACCAGUUAUAAUGUGUAAAUCAUUAACAAAAUCAUUUGAAGCUACCCCCGCAGUGCAAGUGCAAUUACAGCAACCAUUCUACUUGUAUGACGAACGGACGCUCAUACCGUUCCCAAAGUCAGUUACUAUCUUGCACGGUGGUUACCGCAUGUCAAUCCCGGUCGGCAUGGUUGUAGCGCCAGUCCCAGUGGAUCUCCUCCGAGCUGGACCAGUGUUCGUAACCACGCUAUACGCCAUACCCGCGGGCCCCGUGCCAGCGCCGUCGCCAGUUAGGUUCGUCCCGUGGUCGUCUUAUCCUCCGAAUCCAACGGCACCUCAGCCGUAUUCAGCAAAGUAUUCAGCGCCACCACCCCAGUAUCCGGCUCCGCCAGCUCAGUAUCCUGCUGCACAAUCUCCGCCCACGCAGUACUCACAACCGGCACCACCAUCGCCCACUUAUUACCAACACUCGGGAGGCACUGACGGUGGUUACGUCGAAGAGUCCGGCGAACGUGAACCGCCCGGCAAACUGUACACGCAAUUUGCGGCCGGAUCGUUCCAAAAUUCCAAAGAAUCACCACUGUUGCACCAACUUAGAGAGGAGUCUGAAAAGAAUCGCAAGAAGUACGCGCCGCCUUUGUAUUCCAAUCAGUACCAAACGGUGGACGCUGCAUAAACGGGUCAUUGCCGUAUUAGACUUGUCUUAGGGCAGUGGACGGGUGCGGGCAUUCCACGAGGCAGAUGUGCUAAUUUUUUUUAUUAUUAUUUUUAAUUAACGAAAACUAUUUUUCUAUCCCAUAUAUUUGUAUAGGUUACACUUUUAUAACAAAAGACUAUUAUUAUUAUAAUAUUUAUAUUUUUUAUUAUUUAAAUAUUAAAAUAUAAUCAUACCUAUAUAUUAUAUAACUAGACUUAAAUAUUUAUGAAAAAAUUAUACUUUGCAGUAGUACCUAGAGAAGAAAAAGAAACAAUAGUUUUGAAUAGCUCACUUUAUUAGAUAUUAUUAUAUUAUAUUAUUUUUAAUUAGCUAUUUUAGUUUCUACUGGAAAAAAAAAAAAACAAUGACACUUUUGAAAUGCAUUAGGCGUAUACUACUCAUAAAUAUAUUACAUUUAAUUUGUACACCAGUCCCUAUGGCCUAUGCAAUACAUUUUAUAUUAUUUUUGUAAUAAUUAUUGUACUUACAUAAGGAUUGUUAAAUAAUUAUAUAAUUAUACAAAAUCUAAAUUAAAUAUGUUUAUGAUUAAGGAACUUAUGUUGUAUAAUGAUGAAGCUCGAACAAUGUUGAGUCUCAGCAAAUAAUAAUAUUAUAACAAUGUAUUUAUAAUUUAUUUAUAUACAGAAUUAAAUAAUUAUAUUUUAA
This is a messenger RNA of Rhopalosiphum maidis (corn leaf aphid), 1868 nucleotides long. Its product is annotated as leucine-rich repeat extensin-like protein 2. Bases 210 to 1181 code for a protein of 323 amino acids. The record is from RefSeq and is a predicted model, not a curated record. Lineage: Eukaryota; Metazoa; Arthropoda; Insecta; Hemiptera; Aphididae. The transcript has 5 exons.